Thalassophryne amazonica is the source of this 518-nucleotide messenger RNA. RefSeq names its product glutamate receptor ionotropic, delta-1-like. Lineage: Eukaryota; Metazoa; Chordata; Actinopteri; Batrachoidiformes; Batrachoididae. The transcript has 2 exons. Bases 219 to 503 code for a protein of 94 amino acids. The record is from RefSeq and is a predicted model, not a curated record.
GCAGCAUCGGCGUCUCUCAGCGGGAUCCCCGUCCUUACCAAGCCGGACCCCGUCGUUCCAGCCUCGUCUUUUUCAGUACACCUUUCUAUACCCUGGUUAAGAAGAAAAAAAAGAAGCCCCCAGUGUAUUUCUGAAGAGGUUGUUGCGGGUCUGAAGCUUAUUUGGACAGCAGGACAGCCGAGCGGUGCUUGGAUGAGCCGCCUGGCUGAAAUCCCGAGAUGGAGUUGCUGCUGAUCUGCCUUUCCCUGUGGAUAUUGCAAUGCAAUUCGGCCAAAGCGGACUCCAUCAUUCAUAUCGGCGCCAUAUUCGAGGAAAACGCUGUGAGAGACGAUGAGAUUUUCCAACUUGCUAUCUCAGACCUGAGUCUGAACGACGACAUUCUGCAGAGCGAGAAAAUCACUCACUCCGUAAAGUUGAUCGAGCCCAAUAACCCUUUCCAGGCCGUCCAGGAAGGUAAAGUCCACGUCACAACAGAUUGGUGUUUCUUUCUGUAUACUUUAUGACGCGUGUGACUGCCC